AUGGAGCUAGGGCUAGGGUAUGCGACUCACAACCUUACAAUGACGAUCCAUGUGAUGUUGACGCUGUGUGUGGGCGUGGUUCUCAUGUACGUGGCACUUGUGCUUGCGACACCGAAGGCGCUGCAUACGAGUGCCGAGGAACGCAGGUAUGUGAGUGCAGCGCACAUGGAUGAGCCGAGACCCUUGCCGUCGCUGGAAGAGCCGGCUCAGGUGCAGCUAAGUGUGGUGGUGCCGAUGUACAAUGAAGAGCAGCGGCUCGAGUCGAUGCUGGAUGAUGCGCUUGACUGGCUCGAGAGCGUGCGUGCCUCGCAUCUUCCUUUGGGAGAGGGCGUAGAGAGUCGCUAUGCAGUGACUAUGCCUUUGCGUGAGCCUCUACGCACGUAUGAGGUGUUGAUGGUCGACGACGGUUCACGGGACAAGACAGUGGAUGUGGCGCGGCGGUAUACCCAGCGCCGAACGCUGCCGGAUGGUGCAGAGCUCCGCAUAACGUGCAUGCAUCCAAAUCGCGGCAAGGGUGCGGCCGUGCGGCAUGGUGUCUUGCAUGCGCGAGGUGCCUUUAUUUUGUUUGCUGAUGCCGAUGGGGCGACGCAGUUUAGCGAGUUGGCCAAGCUGGCGCGAGAGAUGGUGCGUGUUAUGACGCCUGCAGGUCAGGGCAUGGUAGUGGGGUCGCGUGCGCAUUUGGUGACCAGUGAGGCGGUGGUCAAACGCAGUUUCCUGCGCAACUUGUUGAUGCGGUGCUUCCACCUGACGCUAUCGCUGCUGAUGCGGCCGCCGACGCUCAGUGGUCUGUGGCCACGCAUUCGGCCCGCUGGAGCGACUGUGAUGCGCCUGCCGCGGCAGCCUGAAAUCCGCGACACGCAGUGUGGCUUCAAGCUGUUCGCACGUGCGACGGCGCAGCGGCUGUUUCCGCUCGCACACAUUGACCGCUGGAUCUUUGACGUCGAGCUGCUGCUUCUGGCGGAAAUGGCAUGUCGCAUGAGCGAGGCCGAUCACGUCGCACGCCCCGAGGCGAUGCGUGGAGAUGGCCAUGAUACCCUUCUUCGCCUGCCGCUUCCCGUCGCGGAAGUGGCCGUCCAUUGGACGGAAAUUGACGGCAGCAAAAUCCAUCUGCUCACAGACUCGCUACGUAUGGGGCGCGACCUCAUUGUGAUCCGCCUGAACUACUGGCUUGGCCGCUGGCGCGGCCCGCCCAGUGUGUACGCCUGA
Molecule: messenger RNA, 1206 nt
Organism: Malassezia restricta
Lineage: Eukaryota; Fungi; Basidiomycota; Malasseziomycetes; Malasseziales; Malasseziaceae
Product: dolichyl-phosphate beta-glucosyltransferase
Exons: 1
Coding region: 1-1206 (401 amino acids)
Cellular component (GO): endoplasmic reticulum membrane
Source: RefSeq, a predicted model, not a curated record